Atta colombica is the source of this 917-nucleotide messenger RNA. It is a transcript of the gene Pmvk, whose product is annotated as phosphomevalonate kinase. The transcript has 4 exons. Gene Ontology annotation, cellular component: cytoplasm. The record is from RefSeq and is a predicted model, not a curated record. Gene Ontology annotation, biological process: cholesterol biosynthetic process; isopentenyl diphosphate biosynthetic process, mevalonate pathway. NCBI's taxonomy places the organism in Eukaryota, Metazoa, Arthropoda, Insecta, Hymenoptera, Formicidae. Bases 59 to 631 code for a protein of 190 amino acids. Gene Ontology annotation, molecular function: phosphomevalonate kinase activity.
AUGGCCAUAGAGCAGGCGCUGGAAGUGUGCGCCGUCAUGAAAAUCAAUAAUUCAUAAAAUGAAUAAUUCGACGAAACCAGAGAGAAUUUUAUUGUUUAGCGGCAAAAGGAAAUCUGGAAAGGAUUACAUUACUGAUAUCUUGUACAACAGAAUAGGUGCACAAAGGAGUACAAUUAUACGCUUAUCAGGACCUAUAAAAACACACUGGUCAAAAUCUUUGGGUCUCGACGUCAAUCAAUUGCUGGGAAGUGGAGAAUACAAGGAGAAGUAUCGAUUGGAAAUGGCCAAAUGGAGUGAGGAUAUAAGAAGGAAGGACUAUGGAUACUUCUGUCGCGCUGCUAUUGACAUGUAUAAUGCAUGGGACAAGCCAGUGUGGAUAAUAAGCGACAUCAGAAGAAAAACUGACAUUAAAUGGUUUACAGAAAACUUCGAGGAUGCAUGUAAGACUGUACGUAUAGUUUGUUCCCAAGAAGUUAGGCAGAAACGUGGCUGGGUUUAUACACCAGGCAUAGACGAUUCAGAGACAGAGUGCGACUUGGAUAACAUAAGUAAUUGGGACAUUGUGCUAGAGAAUAACGAUGGUAACGAUAUAGAAGUUAUACUGCAGCAGUUGUUAGGUCUCAUUAGUUAGCAAAAAAUUUUUUUUCUAUCCUGUCAAAUGUGCGAUAAACAACGUUUCGCAAUUUUUAAGCAAGAAUAUUCUAAUAAUAUGUAUAUGGAAAGUUUCACUUGAUAGCAAAUUUUGUUUUAAUUAUUUCUUAUUUGCACGGUUCGUUCUAUGCACGUACACGUUUUUUUAGAAGUUAGAGAUAUUUUAAAAUUAUAAAAAUUAAGACAAUUAUAAAAAUUAUGGAAUUAUAAAAAUAAAAAUUAUAAAAAAGAAAUGAAGAUCUAAUUCAAUAAAAUAUACAAAAAUG